This is a messenger RNA of Lichtheimia ornata, 372 nucleotides long. Its product is annotated as 40S ribosomal protein S20. Gene Ontology annotation, cellular component: ribosome; cytosolic small ribosomal subunit. NCBI's taxonomy places the organism in Eukaryota, Fungi, Mucoromycota, Mucoromycetes, Mucorales, Lichtheimiaceae. The coding region runs from base 1 to 372 and encodes 123 amino acids. Gene Ontology annotation, molecular function: structural constituent of ribosome. The transcript is spliced from 4 exons. The record is from RefSeq and is a predicted model, not a curated record. Gene Ontology annotation, biological process: translation.
AUGUCUUAUGUCGCUAAGAACUCGUCCACCCAAAAGCCUGGUCUCGAAGAAGAGGUCCAGCCCAAGAUCCACCGUAUCCGUAUCACCUUGACUUCUCGUAACGUCAAGAACUUGGAGAAGGUGUCGGCUGAUCUCAUUCAACGUGCCAAAGACAAGCAGCUCAAGGUCAAGGGUCCUGUCCGCUUGCCAACCAAGGUUUUGCGCAUCACCACCCGCAAGUCUCCUUGUGGUAACGGUUCCGAGACCUUUGAUAAGUUCGAGAUGAGAAUUCACAAGCGCUUGAUCGACUUGCACUCCCCCUCCGAGAUUGUCAAGCAGAUCACUUCGAUCUCCAUUGAACCUGGUGUUGAGGUCGAAGUUACCAUUGCGUAA